This is a messenger RNA of Serendipita indica DSM 11827, 933 nucleotides long. The record is from the annotation of a GenBank genome assembly. Lineage: Eukaryota; Fungi; Basidiomycota; Agaricomycetes; Sebacinales; Serendipitaceae.
AUGCAAGUGGACGACGUGAUUUGGUCUGUGAUCAACACUCAAUUCUGCUCAUACAAGGUCAAGACAACCACCCAAAACUUUUGUCGAAACGAAUACAAUGUGACUGGAUUUUGUAAUCGACAAUCAUGUCCACUUGCAAACUCGAGAUAUGCAACUGUUCGAGAGAAAGAAGGGAUCCUCUAUCUAUACGUGAAAACAAUAGAACGUGCCCAUACACCUGCAAAUAUGUGGGAAAAGAUUCAGCUCUCGAAGAAUUAUACAAAGGCGUUGGAGCAAAUAGACCAAGAGCUGAUAUACUGGCCCAACUUUCUCAUUCACAAAUGCAAGCAGCGCGUAACGAAAAUAACACAGUAUUUGAUCAAGAUGAGGCGGCUCAAAUUACGGCAACAGCCGAAACUCAUUGGUGUAAAGAAAAAGCUUGACAGGAGAGAGAGGACUCGAGAGGAAAAGGCCCUUGCGGCAGCUCAUAUUGAGCGGUCCAUCCAAAAGGAACUCAUCGAGCGUCUCAAAUCAAAAGCCUACGGCGACGCACCACUCAAUGUCAACGAAGACGUAUGGCGGGGCGUCGAGUUGGAGGAUGAGGAGAGUGAGGAAGAGGAUGAAGAUGAAUUGGAGAUUGAAUACGUCGAAGGAGAUGAUGAUGAUGAUGAUGAAUAUGGUGCACGGGAGUUUGUUAGCGACGACAGCGCACUCGAAUCAGAUGGAUUGGACGACUUGGAGGAUGCCGUUGGCGGUGAAGUUGGCGAUUCCAACGACGAGGACGAAGAUGGUUCGGAGAGUGACUCGGGCAAAAAACCUGCAAAGGCGGGUACCAAGCGCAAAGCGAAGCCUCCAAAACGACCGACCAAGCGACCGAAACGCGCGGCACGAGUGAAUAUAGAAAUCGAAGAGGAGACCGUACCGCUCACGAAGCAAUCACUAUUAUCGUGGUAG